Molecule: messenger RNA, 7722 nt
Organism: Anas platyrhynchos (mallard)
Lineage: Eukaryota; Metazoa; Chordata; Aves; Anseriformes; Anatidae
Source: RefSeq, a predicted model, not a curated record
GGACCCCGUGGUGGUGCCUGCAGCCCUGGGUCCGGUGCCCAGGGUCUGUCCAGCGGUGCUGGGCUGGUCUCUGCUGGCGUCGUGGCGUCGGGAGGAAGAGCUGGGCAGGGCUGUGCCAUCCCAGUGUGGGGAGACGAGAGCGGGCAGGCAGCUGGAGGCUGUGCCUCCGCCCUGCAGCAUCUCCAGUGGAUGGAGGAGCAGGUGUGAAGCAGGGCUUUGUUCCUCUCAGCCCAACCCUGCAGCCCAUGUAUCAAGAUAGAGCAUGGGAAGAUUUGCUGCCUCUCUUACAAGAUUCGCCAGCCCAUUAAUCAGGACGGGCCGGAGCAGUGCCACUGUCGCAGGCCCUCGCUCUCUGGGAGGGAUGUGCAGGGCCUGGGCUGCGGGCAGGAGCUGACGGCGCUGGCAAGGUGCAGGGCAGCGAAGCACCACCGGGCUCUGGACACCAGCACACACAGCACAGCAGCAGGUUCGUGGACCUGAAGGACACCAGGCUGAUGUGAGUCGGAGCCUCAGUGCCAGCCGUGAAUCCCAGACGUUUGGAGAAAGACUUGAUGCGUGUGGGGGCAAGGGCAGCCUGAGCGCGGGGGGAUCGGCACUGCAGUUCGGUGGUGCCGGUGGCCAGGCAGUGGGGAAGCUGCCUGUGUCCCUUCCACGGCUCCUGGGUCUCGUUCAGCUGAUGGGACAUCUGCUCCCAGCUGCACUGAGCAUCCAGCUCAUCUGGCGAGCCCAUCACUGGAGUCCUCAUGUCAUCUAUUGCAUUACAGUGGCGUCAUCUGGUUUUAUCUAUAAAUCAUCGCGUAUGACUUGCUGCUUGUAAUUCCCAUGUGAACAAGAGGAGAAAAACACUCAGACCUCAAGCGAUUGCCAAGAUGGAGGAUCCACCACCACCUAAAUUCUUUCCAAAUUGCUCUCACACUGGAUGACCUCACCUUUCAAGGAAGUCAUUCACCAUCUGAACGUGCUGACCACCAAUUUCCAGGCACUGUUAUGUUGCACUUUACCUGCACGGCUGCAGGGGAGUGCCAUUCCCCACGGCACAGACCCCUCUUUGCAGUGCCUGUUCCCUGCCUCUUGCAUGGCACUUUUGCCGUUCUCAUUCCUUAUCCUUCUCUCAGUCUUUGUAUCAUCUGCACAUUUUAUGGGUGCUGACUCUUCUUCUUUGAGGUCACUAAUAGCCAGUGUUAGCGUGGGGCCCCGGCCGCCCCUCCACAGGACCUGAGCAGAAGCACGGCUAAUUGGUGAUGAUCGCUGGAUGAUUAUGUCUUGAGACAUGCUGGUUAGCCAGUUUUUAAUCCAUUUAAUGUGUGCCACAUUGCUUUCGUAUCAUUCUGCUUUCUUCGUCAAAAUGUCAAAUGCCUUACAGAAAUCCAAGUCUGUUCCAUCGAGGCUUUUACCUUCGUCGACCAAACUGGGAAUCUCAUCAAAACAGACAGAAAAUUAGUUUGAUGAACCGUGUUUCCUAUAACCCCGUGCUGACUGGCACGACUGGUACAUGCUGCCAUCCUUCAUCUGUCAUUAAUCAAGCUCUGCAUCUGUUCCCACCGCUGCCCGCAGAGGCACCAGGCUGGUGGGUCCCCGUGCCAGCCCCCCCCGGUGCCUCUGCGCCCAGGGCUCUGCGGGUCUGAUGUGCUGCCUGCGCCGGGCUCUCCUGUGGCCUUGGCCACACUAACGCAUCCAGAGCUGCAAGAGGGGAAGGUCCUGUAGCACCGUGGCGUCCCCACCUCCACACCUGCAGGAGUGCUGCGUGCCAGGGUGCCCACAGCUCUGGUGGGUUCCUCACCUCCGGGAGCAUGGCUGCCCUGCCCUGCCCUGCCUCCUCCACGGGUGCGCAUGGGGAGCUCCUCGGGGCCAGCAGCAGGACGGGCAGAGCCAGCCUGCCCUCCUUGGUGCAGCUCCACUGGCAAAGCUGGGAGAGGAACACUCUGAAUCCCUGGUGCCUGCUUGCUCCCUGCCCUGCACACAUGGGCAAAAGCAAAGCGUGGGGAGCCCUCCUGCCCCUGCGUCAGCUGCGAGGGGUGCACAGAGCUGCUCGUGUUUGCUGGGUGUGAGGCUGGGGUGCUGGCGUGCGCAGCCCUUACACGCGCUCGAGCAGGGACUGCUGGAGAGCUGCUGGCACAGGGCACCUGAGGACAGCCUCAGCCACCACGCAGGAGCGAGGACAGCUCCCAUCCUUCAGCUGUCCCCUCCCCUGUCUGCCUGUAUCCCCAGUCCUGGUCAUCCCCCUCCAGAGGGGAGCUGCUGCAGUCCUGGGCUGACAGCAGCUUGGCCCUAAAGGGGCUGACUCAGUUUCGGGACCCCAGAAGGGCUCCAGCUUUGUAGCACCACGUUACUCAGCACGGCAAGACCAAGCAAAGCAAUCUGUGCCUUGUUUUGGGGAGGGUGGCACCAGCAGGGAACGCUUCUGCUCCUGUGCCUUCCGUCCGGCAGCUCAGGUCCUGCACAAGGUGCCCAGGGGCAGGGAGCUGUGGGCACAGGAAGAUUUGUGGGCUGCGGUGCCCCGCUGGGAGAGCAGCGCUUGUGCGGGCGCCUGGGUGAGCAUGCAGGCUCGUUGGCAUACACCGUCCCGAGUGCCAUCUCCCACUAAACAAGCUUGAAGAUAGCAGCUGGAAAGCCCUGGUGCGGCUGAGUGCCGCGUGCCUGUGCUUCCUGCACAGCCCCUUCCCCAUGGCCCUUUCUGUGCAUUCAAAAUGUCCCUGGAGCCGUGCUUCCAGCUGGAUCUAUUGGCAGAGCUGUUUCCUUCAGCUUCGGCUCCGGUACGGGGGGGGUACAUGAGGUACAGCAGCCGCUCGGUUCCACGGUCCUGAUUCAGUCCCACAGCAGGACUCAUUAGCACCAGAAGAUGCAGGCAUGCUGGAAACAGUGCCUGAGCACAGCACUAAAUCUGACCGUGCUGUAAUGCAUAUGCAGAAGGACGAGUGGGAGGGUCCUAGCUUUUGGUGUUUGACACCCUUAGAACUGUUCUCCAAAUGCAGUUAGUGCAUGUAUAAUUUAUAGACUUUUUCUUUGUCCUUGUGGCAUGUCUCUGAUCUCUCCAGCGGAGCGCGGUUCGGGAGGCAGGGGGUGCCUCAGCGGAUGCCCCACUGACUGACAGCGUCGCGUUGGCUGCGCAGGCAGUGAGGUGUCCUGGUCUCGCUCUGCCGUCGGCUGUGGCUCAGCCUGGUCCCCCGGGAGCUUGCAGGGUCCGUGUCUGCCCCCACUGCCUGGACUGUGCCUGGAGCGCUCCUGCCCCAUGCUUGGCUGUUGGAGUGGCUCCUGGCACCCCUGCCCCGUGCCCAUUAGCAUCCUCAUUAAGAAAGUCUCCGGAGCAGGGUGGCCACACAAGCUGUCCUCUGGGAGCGCUCAGCCAGGCUGCACUGGUGCUGACCCACAUGCAGGGGCACGGUCCAGCACAGAAACGUGCCAGCCCAUCCAUCCCCUGCCACUGAGCGUGUUUCCCGUACUGGCACAGCCGUAGCUGGGGUUGCUGGUCCCACGCUGCGGGGCUGGACUGGGUCCUGUGGUCCUGCAGGCUCUGCCCUGUUCCAUGCGGGUGCCAGCACGGCCACUGCCUCAGGCAUGCACAGAGCUCGGCUCUCCAGUGAGCUCCCUCCCCUCCUCAGCCUGUUGCUGUCCAUACUAACGAGAUGCCCCAUCCGCCGGCCAUGCCUUCGCCGCGUCCUGCCUCACAAACACCUCCCGGUGUCUGGGCACAGCUCCAAGACUGGGGAAGGGAAGCGCCGUGUGGCUGGCUGCUGGCGCGUGGAGCAGCAUCCCGACAAGUGCUGGACGAGGGGCGCAGAGGUGUGAGCCGUGGGUCCCCCGCACUGGCCGGGCCAGGCCCUGGCUGAGCCUGCUGCUGCUGGGCUCGCUGUGGUCCUGGGGAGGCGCGGGAAAUCUGGCCCAGCUGGGAAGUUUGCUCGUUCCCAGUGCAUGGGGACUCCAGGCUGCUGUGCUGAGUCAGCUGCUUCGGUGCAGUGAGAGCAAGGCAAGGCGGCGAGCAGGGCCAGGGGGGGGCUGCAGGGAGGGUGAGAGGGCUGUGGGGGGAGCAGAGCUCCCAGCUCAGUGUGCUGCAGCAGUACGGGGCUGGGGGCUCCCUGGGCUGCAUGGCGGGGUGGGCACCACCGGUGCCAGCUGCGGGAUGCAGGGCACGGCAUGGUGCCAGGGGCACCCAUAGCACUGUGCUCCUUGCCCGUGCCCAGGCACCUGUGGGUGUCUGCAGACCUCAAGUGCAGGACAGCAAGCCAUGAAUCUGAGCAGCGUCACUCCCUGCCGGGGCUGGUGACUCCUGCUCUGCCCUCCAGUGCCUCCUUCUCACAAUGCUGCUUCCCAAAACGAGCCACAAAUCCUCUGUGCCCAGGGGAGCAGGGGCUCCUGAGCAGGGCUCAGAGGUACGUGCCAUGUACCUGAGCAGUGCGAGGGGCCAGAAAGGGUGGCCAGUGACCACGGUGGGCGCAAGAGAUCCAGCUGUGUGUGGGGGCCUGGUGUUGGUUGGGGUCAGGGCUGGGGAAGGGGUUUGCUCUGCCUGUGCGGGGAGGAGGCGCUGUGUGCAGCUGUGCGACAGCGGGGCUGGGGGUUCCUCCCUGCGUGGGAGCCCUGCUCGCAGCCAGGGCAGCCUGCCCCAGCGAUGCCCGUCUCAGAGAGGAGCCCAGCACUGGAAGCUGCCAUCCCAGAUGCAAUACCUCUUCUUCCUUGAGGCUGGUUCUCACAUGCCCAAAUUGGCUAAAUGUCCCCAAGUCACAGCCUCGUCCCAUGCACUGAGCUGCUCUCCCACGCCCGCAGCCCUGCCCCAGCUCCAACAGGUGGCACGUGCGGGAUGGGACCCUGUGCCCCAUACACGACGGGUCCUGUGCCACUGCAGCCAGGUCCCACAUAGGUUGGGCACCCCACACCUUGUCCAGCCCCAUGCACAGCGGGUGCCCCCUGCCUGUCCAUCCCCACGUACAAGCCCCCUGUGCCCAGCGCAGCCUGACCUGCUCCUCUGCGCUGUUCCCGUCCCGUCCCGCUGUGCCCCUGCAGCAGGGGCUGCCUGCUCCCAGCGCCCUCUGAACACGAGGUACCAAGCCCCAGCAAGGCAGAGCUAUUUUUAACAGCUUCUUCUGCUUGAUUUGAGCUGUGAACUUGUAACGUGUUUAUGCUAAAGGGGUUUCUUUUUUUCCCUUCUCCUUUUGUGCUGAGGAGGCAGCGCCAGAGAUCAAAGCUUGUCUCUUCGCGUUUUGUGAUGGCCGCGCUGGGUGGGAGGUGUGCAGAGGCCGGCGGCUCCACGGGGCAGCCAGAGACAUCCCCGUCCCCGUCCCCAUCCACAGGAGGGAGCGGGCAGCAGGGCCGGGGCUCACCUCCUUUCUCUGUCCCCACAGGUCUGGGAGCCAGGAGCCAUGCGCAGGGACGGCUGGCACCCGGUGCCCUGGGGAGCCCACCGUGGGGGGCACUGAGCCCGGGUGGAGGCGGCGGGACCAUGGGCUGCUGGUGCCAGCGGGGAGGCACGGUGGCAGGCAGGGUCGUCAGGGUGUCCGCGUGCUGUGGGCUGUAGGGGCUGUGCAGUGGGCGGCGUGCCCAGCAGCCCCUCGCCCGCCUCCCACACGGCGUCCCCUCUCCGCGGCAGCACGGGAUGAGGCCGCCCAGUGCCCCGGACAGCUCCGGGGACGGGCGCAGCGCAGGGCUCCGAACGCCACAGCUCGGCCCCGCUGCAGCGCCCCGCCACAGGGCCUCGGCCCCGGGGCCGUGAGCCAUGGUCAGCAGGGAGCCCCUUGCUGGGCCGGCCCCCGCCAGCGAGGGCGGCCAGGAGAAAGCCAUGACGGUGCGCUCGGUGCUGCUCAACCGCGACUCGCCCGACAUCGAGAGCCGCCUCCAGCGCCGGCGCAACCGCACGCAGCAGGUCCGCUUCAAGGACCUGGUGGAGGGCAGCGCGGAGCAGGCGGGCAGCCCCCCACCAGGGCCCGCAGCCGCCCCUGGCCCCAACACCCCACGUGCCUCGCCGCCCCCCAGGGACGCCCCUGAGCCGGCGGCUCUCUGUGCCUCGCGGCGGAGCUGGCCCCAGGCCCAGCCAUGCUCGCUGACGCUGCCCAUGCCCAGGAAGGCGUGCGCGAGCGCUGCCAUCCAGACCUCCCCCAGCCUGCAGAAGCCCUUCCCAGCCUCCCAGCCCCGCAGUAAGAGUGUCUGCGACAUGGCCGGGGUAGUGGGGCUGCCCACUGCCCUGGGGAGCGCCCGCUGCCCGGGGGGCCCCUCGCCCACCCCCUCCAUCCGGGCUGUGCCCCCACACGUGCCCGGCAGCCUCCCCGCACAUGAGCGUGCCGCCGCCCUCACCCAGCGUGCUGCGGCGUGCCACGCGUCACCGCCACCGCCCAGGGAUCCCUGUCCCCCUUAUCCGGGCACAGCCGGGUGCCCUGCUGCCAGCUGUACCUCCCCAGCCAAGAGCUGCCCCCCUGAGCCCUGUGCCCGGCUCUGUGGGAACCCCAGGGGCAGCCGGAGACCCUCCCAGCGCCCGGCCUCUGUGCCCUGCGGCCAGCCCCCGCUGCCCGCUGAGGUGCAGGGGCUCGGCCGGAGCGACUCAGAGCACAGCCUGCCCCGCGGGCGCCUGCUGCCCCAGCCCUCUCCGCAUUGCCAGCAGACCCUCCCCACCGCGCACAUCCAGGGGCUCCGCCAGCCAGCUCAGGGCACCUCCCCCCGGGACCCCCCACCACCCCAGCACCAGCUCUGCAGCUCGCCAUGGGGGGGGCCCUGCUGCACCCCGCCAGCCCCCAUCCUACCAGCGCCAGGCUGGCACAGCUCAGCCGCCACACCGGAGAAGACACCAGCUGCGCUUGGCCGUCCGGACACCCGUGACGGCAUCAGCAGUCGGCUGCGGGCCGCCGAUCCCGGGCACGGCCAGGUGGGACCAGAGGGACACGGGGAGCUGCUGCCCCCGGCCCUGCAGGGCUCCGGCACCGGGACUCAGCUGGGCGGGCGGGCGCCAGAGGCCCCCCAGCACGGGCAGCCCUGCCUCACCGCCCAGCAGUCGGAGACGCUGCGCCACGUCCAGGACCUUCUGCAACUGGUGGUCGCAGCCAAGGGGCCAGCGGCAGCACCGGCGGGGGACGAGCACACCCGAACAUCUCAGGGACAGGGCCCUGCGGGGGCGCAGGGGGACCUGCAGUCCCAGCUGCAGUCGCUGGAAGGGGUGCUGGAGACCAGCCAACAAACCAUCCGAGUGCUGCUGGACGUCAUCCAGGACCUGGAGAAGAAGGAGGCCCAGCGGGACGGGCGACACUCGUACCGGACAGGGCAGGACAUUGCCAACUGCGGGACCUGCCGGGACUGCGCCUGCAUCAUCUACAGCGUGGAGCACGACUUUCGGCAGCAGGAGGGCCGCUUCCAGCGGGUGCUGAGCCACAUGGAGGGCGAGGCGGCGCAGAGCUCCCCCGCGGCAGGGCCCGUCCCGCCGGCCAGGCAGGAGCCCUCGCCGGUGAGCAGGCUGCCUGCGAAGCUGGACUCCAAGAAAUCCAGGCGCAAAUGCUUCUGGUUCCUGUAACCGGUGCUGCCGAGGGGCACGAGCGCCCCGCGCCCACGAGGACCAACCCAGCUCUGACGCCGCACAGGCUCCUUCCUCCUCUCCCUCCCUCUGACGUUAGGGUUUGGGUAGCACCAGCUUUUAUAUUUUUAACUGUUCAGUUUAAUGUAACGAAGCCCCUGUGUAAAUAAGAGGUGAGGGGAACAGCUGCUGUAUUUAAUGAGAAACCAAUAAAUUCUAGGGAGACGCUAUUUUCGUUA